UAUUCCUCAAAUUAUUUUCAAGACUUAAUAAUAAAUAUCAAUUAUUAAAGUGUGAUAAUGAAAUAAUCAUGUCAAUCAUUAUUUUCUUAAUAAAUGUGUCAAAUUCAAAUAUGAUAAGUAAAAAUAAAAGAAGAAAGUAUUAAAAAAUUUAAAAAGUAAAUUAGUAAAAGUAUUAUUUUUAUUAAUGAACUUUAAAGAGUGUAAAAAAAUUAAAAAAAAUAAAAUGAAAGAAUAGAACCAUGUAUGUUUGCAUGUGGAAUAAACAAACAAAAAAUAAUACCUUCUAUAAUAGUAGAAAAGGAAAAAAAAUUAUGAACAAAAUAUUUUCAACUUUAGAAAAAAAGAAAAAGUUUUUUUUUUCUUUUUUGAGAGCAUUUUGAAAAUCCAAUUUGGGGGAAGGAGCUGUGGAGAAGAAGGAAGAUGGGAGGGGUUGGGGGAGGGGGAUAGGUUUUUUUCUUUUUGAUGUUUUAUUUUGGAUGAGUUAAAUAGGUUUUAAAAUAAUUUUUCUUUUUGCUUUUGCUCAAAAUUUUUAUAAGUAAUAAUGGUCCCAACUCAUCGGUUACUAUAUUUCAUAUUAUUUAAAUAUGUACAUACUUGUUAAGAUUGAAAUGUCUAAUAGAAAAUAACGAUCCUUAGAUAUCAAACUGGAAGUAUUGGACAAGUUUAGAGCCCAGCUAUGUAUUUGGCCAUUGUCACAACUAAAUGUUACUAUUGUUGCACUAACUUUUAACGUGUGACAAAAGCUUAUGAUUACCUAUGAAAUUUUACUAUAUAAAAUUGGAGUAAGAAUUAAGGAAUUAAAAUUAGUUAGUGAUUGAUCUAAGGGGGAUUGUUGAAUUUGAUAUAGUCAAAAGGCAGGCACAUGGCCAAAUUUUUUAGUUGCUUGUGGAUUGUAAAAAGUGUAAUCUUUGUGUGUUUUUAUGGUUAUAUAUUUGUUUAGCUGGCAAGAGUUGAUUUUUUUAUUUUUUUUAUGUCUUGUGUUGAUGGGAACUUGCUAUAACAAUUAAAAUAUGUUUGCUUGUGGAUUAUAAAGUUACAUGAGUGUGGAUGCAGUGAUGUCUUUUUGAUUUUGCACAUAUGAACAUCCUGUUUUGACUAGUAUAAAAAUCAUCUCUUUUUUUGCUUGAUGCUGCAACUUUUCCAGGUUCUUUCUGCCAUUGUUAAGUUCGCGCUCUAAUAAACUUAUUUGGGGUUCAGUAAAGCUUCUUUCGUUCUACUUAUACAUGAAGAACUUUGGACGAAGUUCCAGUUCUUUAAAGUCAGCUGAAACUAUGAGGCUUAUCUUCUGCGUAGCUUGUGGAGUAAUGUUUGGUGUAUUCGUUGGAAUUUCGUUUUCUACUAGCUCAUUAACAAAGCUAAAUAUAACAGCUAGUAUUGUAAGCAACUUUCCUAUUGCUAGAGACAGAAAUAAUAUUGUUUCAUCUCAAAAUCAUACUGAUUCUUCUAUCAAAAUUCAGAAUGCUACAGAGCAAUUGAAGAUUUGGGUCCCUUCAAACCCGAAAGGAGCAGAAAGAUUACCUCCAGGGCUCGUUGCUUCUGAGUCCGAUUACUAUCUCCGAAGAUUGUGGGGAAACCCCAGUGAGGAUUUAUCUAGUAAGCCAAAAUGUCUGGUAACAUUUACUGUUGGUGUUAAGCAGAAACAUAACAUUGAUGUUGCAGUAAAGAAGUUCUCAGACGACUUCACGAUUCUUCUUUUUCAUUAUGAUGGUAAGACAACUGAAUGGGAUGAAUUUGAGUGGUCAAAACGAGCCAUCCACGUGAGUGCUCGUAAACAAACAAAAUGGUGGUACGCGAAAAGGUUUCUUCAUCCAGACAUAGUUGCUCCUUAUGACUAUAUUUUCAUCUGGGAUGAAGACCUAGGAGUUGAGCAUUUUGAUGCCAACGAGUACAUUAAACUUGUCAAGAAGCAUGGUUUGGAAAUUUCACAGCCAGGUUUGGAUCCUAUAAAAGGAACAACAUGGCCAAUGACAAUUAGAAGAGGCAAUGGUGAAGUUCAUACGUUAGCAGAAGAAAAACCAGGCAAAUGUCAAGACCCUCAUUUGCCUCCGUGUGCAGCAUUUGUAGAGAUCAUGGCUCCUGUCUUCUCCCGAGAUGCAUGGCGUUGUGUGUGGCACAUGAUUCAGAAUGACUUGAUCCAUGGUUGGGGACUUGACUUCGCGCUUCAUAAAUGUGUUGAACCUGCUCAUGAGAAAAUUGGAGUCGUUGAUGCUCAAUGGAUUCUUCAUCAAAGUGUCCCUUCCCUUGGAAAUGAGGGGCAAGCAAAAGACGGGAAGGCUGCAUGGCGAGGGGUGAGAGAGAGAUGUGAAAAGGAAUGGUCAAUGUUUCAAUCUAGGGCAGAAAAUGCAGAGAGAGACUAUUACAUAUCAAAGGGAAUUGAUACUACAAAUUUCUCUUUCAAGUCAAAUGGAAUUGAUCCAUCUAAUUUCGUAUCUCACUAAAGUCUUGGCAAUUUUCCCUAUACUAGUCAAACUUGUUAAAAUUCAUUAUAUUUUUUUAAUUGAAGAAUGUAAAAGAGCUUCUUCAAUAGAGUAUUGACAUGAUUUACAAAUGUACUUAU
Molecule: messenger RNA, 2557 nt
Organism: Solanum lycopersicum (tomato)
Lineage: Eukaryota; Viridiplantae; Streptophyta; Magnoliopsida; Solanales; Solanaceae
Source: RefSeq, a predicted model, not a curated record